AUGAAUGUCAGUACAAGUGCAUUAGGAGUUAGAAGAAGGAAAGUAGCUACACAAAACAUUGAUGAUGAAGAAAACUCAGCACAAUUGAAGCUAGGACCCGAAUUUCAAUUGCAUCAAAUAACAAAUUCUGGAGAGGAACAACAAUUAAUUGCACUAAAUCUAUCAGAAGCUAGAUUAUUAAUCAGAGCUGCCUUGAAAGAACGUAAAAAGAAUAAAAAUCCAAACAAAAAUUCAAAUAAACGAAAUCAAUCAAACGACAACAUCAGCGACUCCGACGAAGACGAUGAGGAUGAUGACAAUCUAAAUAAUACCAGAGAGGAUGAAUUAUCAAAUAUGGAAUUAGCAGGACCGAAUUCAAAUGAAAUUAUGCAUAAAACUUUGAAUUAUUUGACAAAUUUUAGCAGAUUCAAAAAUAGAUCAAGUUGUGAGACAGUUGAAAAAUUAAUUAAUGAUUUCAAUGCUCAUUGUAAUGAAUAUUUACAUCCUUUUGAAAUGGCUCAAUUAGGCACCUUAGAAUGUGAAGACGCUGAAGAAGCGAAAAGUUUAAUACCUUCAUUAACUAACAAAGUGAGUGAUGUACAGUUGCAGAGUUUAUUGACUGAAUUGCGUAAAUAUCAAACAUUGUCAUAA
Messenger RNA from Lodderomyces pseudojiufengensis, 630 nucleotides. It is a transcript of the gene RPB4, whose product is annotated as DNA-directed RNA polymerase II subunit. The transcript has a single exon. The record is from RefSeq and is a predicted model, not a curated record. Gene Ontology annotation, cellular component: RNA polymerase II, core complex; P-body. Gene Ontology annotation, biological process: transcription initiation at RNA polymerase II promoter; nuclear-transcribed mRNA catabolic process, deadenylation-dependent decay; mRNA export from nucleus in response to heat stress. The coding region runs from base 1 to 630 and encodes 209 amino acids. Gene Ontology annotation, molecular function: nucleotide binding; translation initiation factor binding. NCBI's taxonomy places the organism in Eukaryota, Fungi, Ascomycota, Pichiomycetes, Serinales, Debaryomycetaceae.